GUCCACCAAUAGCAGAGGGGCAGAAUUAACGGAGAUCCACCCUUAGCAGCGGUGGAAAAGGGAUGUUUAUGAUUUUCAGGGAUUCACUCAUUUCAACCUAACUUCGUUUUUCCACUGUAAAACGGAAGUAGGUACUCCGCUCACGCGUCUUUCUUUGGCUGCCACAUUAAGUGAAUGAAGAUCCGUAUUUCAUCUUUAGUCUAUAGUGGUUCGGACUGAGUUUGUGGAUCAUUUCUAACGUCGUUGAUUCGGCAUUUAGCAAUUUUGCGAAUAAUCUGAGUGAGAUUUGGAAUAACAGCCCGUCAGAAUGUCCCGUGAGCAGAAGGCGGUGGAGCGCGCGAGGAAAGCGUUCCUCACCGGGAGGUCGAAGCCCUUAGAACACCGGAUCCGCCAGCUGAAAAACCUCCAGAGAUUCCUCUUGGAGAGAGAGAAGGAGAUAGCUGAGGCCAUCAAGAAAGACCUUAACAAGAGUGAGGCAGGCACCCAGCUGUAUGAGACACUGGGCCUGGAAGGGGAGAUUGUCCUUGCAGUGAAGAAGCUGGCAGAGUGGGCUGCCCCCCGGCCUGUUGAGAAGAACCUCCUGACCAUCUCAGACACGGUUUACAUCCAGCCUGAACCGCUGGGAGUGGUGCUCAUCAUAGGAGCAUGGAACUACCCCUGGGCCGUCACCAUACAGCCGCUUAUAGGGGCUAUCGCUGCAGGCAACGCUGCUGUGGUGAAGCCGUCUGAGGUGUGUGUCCACACCGCCAAGGUUAUGGAGGACCUGCUGCCCGCCUACAUAGACAAGGAGUUGUACCCAGUGGUGACAGGGGGUGUCUCAGAGACCCAGGAGUUGCUGCGUCAGCGGUUCGACCAUGUGUUCUACACAGGGAACAGCAUGGUGGGUAAACUGGUGAUGGAGGCAGCAGCCAAACACCUCACCCCCAUUACCUUGGAGCUGGGGGGCAAGAGCCCCUGUUACAUCGACAAGAACUGUGACAUCCCCAUCGCCUGCCGGCGUGUGACAUGGGGGAAGUAUUCUAACUGUGGGCAGACGUGUAUCGCUCCAGACUACAUCCUGUGUGAGCCCAGCAUCCAGGGCCGCGUGCUGGAGGAGAUCAAGAAGUCCAUCAAAGCCUUCUACACAGAGGACCCCAAGACCUGCCCCGACUACGGACGCAUUAUCAACCAGCGCCACUUCAAACGCAUCAUGGCCAUGACAGAGGACAGCACCAUCGCUAUAGGAGGGGAUAGUGAUGAGUCAACGUGCUACAUAGCUCCUACAGUACUGAAGGACGUGCAGGUGAACUCCAAGGUGAUGCAGGAGGAGAUUUUUGGUCCCCUGCUCCCCAUCCUGACGGUCAGUGGAGUGGACGAGGCCAUCAACUUCAUCAACAAGGGAGAGAAACCCCUCGCCCUCUAUAUCUUCUCACCUGAUGACAAGGUGAUAAAGAAAGUGAUAGCAGAGACCUCCAGUGGAGGAGUGUUGGCUAAUGACUGUCUUGUGCACUACUCUGUCAGUGCACUGCCCUUUGGUGGAGUGGGUAACAGUGGUAUGGGCAGCUACCACGGCAAGUUCAGCUUUGACAACCUGAGCCACCUGAGGGGCUGUCUUAUCAAGCAGCUGAAGAUGGAGGGGGUUAACGACAUGCGCUACCCUCCCCAUACUGCCAAGAAACUGUUCUGGGCACGCUUCUUCAUCCUCAAAAAUCCUGACCUGGGGUGGUUAGGCCGCAUGACGCUGCUCGCUAUCUUCGCUGUGGUGGCUGCUGUGGUGCUACAGAGAUAUCUUCAGUGAGAUCAAACAAGUCUACCCGUACUUCUGGCCUGAUGUUACUCUGGUGACCCGCUGGACCCUGGAACAGAGUUGGGUCUAAAAGCGCUAAAUUAACUUUGACCCGGUUAAGAUUCUGUCUGCUUCAAGAUAAUAACCAUCCGUAACCAUAGUAAUGUCAGGUUCAACCUUUAACCCCUCCGUCACCAUGACAAUGAGAGAGUGAAUGGGAAGUGGCCCCAAUAACCCCUAUUAGAAUUAUUAUACAGUUCUGCAUGAAGCCGUUUCAGAAGGAUUAGCUUGCUAAUGCUUACUAACAUUAGCUAGCAACAACAGAUUUUAUGAAUGUGAUCUUUUAUCUGAUUUAUGGCACUUUAAUCAGUGUAAUAUUGUGUGAAUUUGUUAGGUAAACCUGUCCGCUCCGGUUGUCUUUUUAUUUGAAGCCUUAAAACUUUGAAAUGUUUGCUGCUUAUUAACUUUUUGGAUAAUGUAUCAAAAGAAACAUUGCAGAACUCUUAUGACCAGUUAUAACUUGUUAUAACCUUUAUAUCACUGUGCUUUGAAGCAGCAUAGCUGACCUAUAUGCAAGGUUCUCUAAGGAUUGCAUAAAUCUCUUUCAUAUGAAUGAAUAAUCAGGAAGUAUUGUGUGUUAAUACUGUACUACUAUUACGCAUGCUUGUAUGUUUCAGUAAGCCUCAGAGAAGCACAACUCUAGUUCUGUUAUCAUUUCAGUUUUUAAUUUCAACCGUUAGAAAGAGAUUGCAAUGGAGAUGUAUUUUAUUUGAAGUAUAACUUUAACAUUCCCUGUCAGUGGUUUACCAUGCUUUUCCAGGGCAAUUGUUGUUUGUUCUGUUAUGUGCCUGAAACAAAACCAAAUAACCAAUCAAUUACCUUUUGAGAAUUCCACCUUCGAUUUCACCACAGAGUUCUUAAAAUAUUUGCCUGCAGAACUUGUAUUCAAUAGCUCAGGAUGUAACAAAGUAUGACAACUACUAUGUCUGAGCAACAAUGAAGGAGUAACAGCGUAUAAUUUCAAUGUUUUUGUAUUGCCAUCAGAGCAUUCCCAUGGCAUUGAUUGUAAUUCAUUUGUAAUAAAUCCGUUUUUAUGUCCUUCA
Messenger RNA from Salmo salar (Atlantic salmon), 2868 nucleotides. It is a transcript of the gene aldh3a2b, whose product is annotated as aldehyde dehydrogenase 3 family, member A2b. Gene Ontology annotation, biological process: aldehyde metabolic process. Gene Ontology annotation, molecular function: 3-chloroallyl aldehyde dehydrogenase activity; aldehyde dehydrogenase (NAD+) activity. The record is from RefSeq and is a predicted model, not a curated record. Gene Ontology annotation, cellular component: cytoplasm. NCBI's taxonomy places the organism in Eukaryota, Metazoa, Chordata, Actinopteri, Salmoniformes, Salmonidae.